This is a messenger RNA of Pan troglodytes (chimpanzee), 2678 nucleotides long. RefSeq names its product potassium two pore domain channel subfamily K member 2 (gene KCNK2). Lineage: Eukaryota; Metazoa; Chordata; Mammalia; Primates; Hominidae. The record is from RefSeq and is a predicted model, not a curated record. Gene Ontology annotation, biological process: potassium ion transmembrane transport; stabilization of membrane potential. Gene Ontology annotation, molecular function: potassium ion leak channel activity; outward rectifier potassium channel activity. The transcript is spliced from 7 exons. Gene Ontology annotation, cellular component: plasma membrane. Bases 327 to 1607 code for a protein of 426 amino acids.
GCUCUCCGGGUGACCCGGGCCCGGCAGCAGGCGCGCGCGGGGGCGGCGGCGCCCAAGCCCAACUUGGCCUCCGCCUCGCCCUCUGCCCAGCCCGCCGGUGUCCCCUCCUUCCCGCGAUUUCGUUUCUUCUCACGCUCCCCCCCCGCCCCCUCCCGCGUCCAGCCCCGCUCUCCCCACCUUGUAAAACAAAGCCGGGGAAAAUGCCUGCCCGUGCAGCUCGGAGCGCGCAGCCCGUCUCUGAAUAAGAAGUGAGUACAAUGGCGUGUUUGUAAAAAAAAGCUUCAAGUCCGUCUUUUUCAAAAAACAUUUCGAAUGCUGCAUGCCUCAUGCUUCCCAGCGCCUCGCGGGAGAGACCCGGCUAUAGAGCAGGAGUGGCGGCACCUGACUUGCUGGAUCCUAAAUCUGCCGCUCAGAACUCCAAACCGAGGCUCUCGUUUUCCACGAAACCCACAGUGCUUGCUUCCCGGGUGGAGAGUGACACGACCAUUAAUGUUAUGAAAUGGAAGACGGUCUCCACGAUAUUCCUGGUGGUUGUCCUCUAUCUGAUCAUCGGAGCCACCGUGUUCAAAGCAUUGGAGCAGCCUCAUGAGAUUUCACAGAGGACCACCAUUGUGAUCCAGAAGCAAACAUUCAUAUCCCAACAUUCCUGUGUCAAUUCGACGGAGCUGGAUGAACUCAUUCAGCAAAUAGUGGCAGCAAUAAAUGCAGGGAUUAUACCGUUAGGAAACACCUCCAAUCAAAUCAGUCACUGGGAUUUGGGAAGUUCCUUCUUCUUUGCUGGCACUGUUAUUACAACCAUAGGAUUUGGAAACAUCUCACCACGCACAGAAGGCGGCAAAAUAUUCUGUAUCAUCUAUGCCUUACUGGGAAUUCCCCUCUUUGGUUUUCUCUUGGCUGGAGUUGGAGAUCAGCUAGGCACCAUAUUUGGAAAAGGAAUUGCCAAAGUGGAAGAUACGUUUAUUAAGUGGAAUGUUAGUCAGACCAAGAUUCGCAUCAUCUCAACAAUCAUAUUUAUACUAUUUGGCUGUGUACUCUUUGUGGCUCUGCCUGCGAUCAUAUUCAAACACAUAGAAGGCUGGAGUGCCCUGGACGCCAUUUAUUUUGUGGUUAUCACUCUAACAACUAUUGGAUUUGGUGACUACGUUGCAGGUGGAUCCGAUAUUGAAUAUCUGGACUUCUAUAAGCCUGUCGUGUGGUUCUGGAUCCUUGUAGGGCUUGCUUACUUUGCUGCUGUCCUGAGCAUGAUUGGAGAUUGGCUCCGAGUGAUAUCUAAAAAGACAAAAGAAGAGGUGGGAGAGUUCAGAGCACACGCUGCUGAGUGGACAGCCAACGUCACAGCCGAAUUCAAAGAAACCAGGAGGCGACUGAGUGUGGAGAUUUAUGACAAGUUCCAGCGGGCCACCUCCAUCAAGCGGAAGCUCUCGGCAGAACUGGCUGGAAACCACAAUCAGGAGCUGACUCCUUGUAGGAGGACCCUGUCAGUGAACCACCUGACCAGCGAGAGGGAUGUCUUGCCUCCCUUACUGAAGACUGAGAGUAUCUAUCUGAAUGGUUUGACGCCACACUGUGCUGGUGAAGAGAUUGCUGUGAUUGAGAACAUCAAAUAGCCCUCUCUUUAAAUAACCUUAGGCAUAGCCAUAGGUGAGGACUUCUCUAUGCUCUUUAUGACUGUUGCUGGUAGCAUUUUUUAAAUUGUGCAUGAGCUCAAAGGGGGAACAAAAUAGAUACACCCAUCAUGGUCAUCUAUCAUCAAGAGAAUUUGGAAUUCUGAGCCAGCACUUUCUUUCUGAUGAUGCUUGUUGAACGGUCCACUUUCUUUGAUGAGUGGAAUGACAAGCAAUGUCUGAUGCCUUUUUGUGCCCAGACUGUUUUCCUCUCUCUUUCCCUAAUGUGCCAUAAGGCCUCAGAAUGAAUGAGAAUUGUUUCUGGUAACAAUGUAGCUUUGAGGGAUCAGUUCUUAACUUUUCAGGGUCUACCUAACUGAGCCUAGAGGACAAUUUAUGGACGACAACAAUUUUUUUUUUUUGUAAAUGACAAGAAAUUCUUAUGCAGCCUUUUACCUAAGAAAUUUUCUGUCAGUGCCUUAUCUUAUGAAGAAACAGAACCUCUCUAGCUAAUGUGUGGUUUCUCCUUCCCUGCCCCCACCCCUAGGCUCACCUCUGCAGUCUUUUACCCCAGUUCUCCCAUUUGAAUACCAUACCCUGCUGGAAACAGUGUGUAAAAUGACUGAAGUGAUGAUGCCCGAAGAUGAAAUAGAUGCCAAAUUAGAUGGACAUUGAAGCAACACUCAGCGUUGCCUAGCGUUAAAGGCACUGCAGAGAAAUGAGGUGCAGAGGUGGCCCCUCUGAGUAUUUAUUUGACUCAGGUACCAGUGGUACAUAUAUACAGUGUAAUUAUGACCAGGCUGGUAAAAUUGGCUGCUCGCAAACAAUCCCCUUUUUUCCUGGCAGUAUUUGGAAUUUAUCAUUUAUUAAUAACUAUACAUUUUUAAAGGCAGAAGAAGAAAAUCUAUCUAUCUAUCUAUCUAUAUAAAUGACCUGACAGAAGAAAACUGUUAAAAAUGGAUAUUAUUGGAGGGGAUUUAAAACAGUGGGUGUGAAUUAUCAUUCUGAUGGAAAGAAAAUAGCAAAACAAUGUGUUACAAGUAUUUGCUAAUAAACAGUAUACUGCCAGCUUCU